CGGGCUCGGACUCCCCGCCGUUUGGUGCUCCCCGUCCUCCUCGCACUUGUUCUAUCCUUCUGACUUUCAGCAGUAUUUCAAACGACGGGGUUCUGGGUCGAGUGGCACGAGUCCACUCUCUUAUCUCUGAUUUUGAGCUGGGCUGCUGUUUUUGUGAGGUUUACGUUGAGCUGGGCUGGGGAUCUAGUUUGUAGCCGGCCGCUGCUGAGGCUGAAGGAGGGAGGGAGUGGCCGCAUGUUUGUAUUUCAUGCGCUCGUAUUUCCCCGUGCCCGUGUCCACGACAGUACUCUCUCUCAUUGAAUCCUCUCGCUGUCAGCUUCCUCCUGUUUGCGUGCUUGCUGCUGCUUCUCAACUGCCUCUUUCUCUGCUGCUGCUGCUGCUGCUGCCGUCGUCCAUCGGCCACGCUUCGGCCGUACCGAGUCGUCAAACGCACGGAGGGAGAGCGAGUUCGAUCGUAAUGAGAUGAGCUGCUGCUGGUGCAUUUGGCGUCGAUAUUAGAGGAGUAAAUACGUGAACGUGGGUUGAUCACGAACGAAGUGGGUGAGUAGUGUAUUCCUCAUUCUCUGCAGUCAAGUGCCGCUCGGUCGAGGCGGAAGGAUGUGGGGAUUAGAACGUCAAAGGCGGCUCGAGUGAAUUCGGAGAACAUCCAGCACAGGAAGGAAGGCAGCAUGAAGCAUGGAGCCGAGAGGGAUGGGCGUCUCGUGGUGAGAUAGACGCCGAGAAACGAAGCAUUCAAACGAAAUCUCGUUCGCGCUCGCAACGAAGGACAUGAGUUCAAAUAUGAACCGGGUAGUGAAGGAGUCAAUAGAGACGUUUGAAUGGGACCCACCUGUGGACUGGCGGCUGUCGCUUCUGCUGAAGCAAGGAAUAUUGCAAGGGGAACAAGCAACAGCGUAAGCGGAUUCGUGCAGCAGCCACGAGCGUAGCUGUGGGCUCGUCACGUAUGCAGGAGAUCUCGAAGAUUUCGAGUUUGACAUCGAUGCCGAGACUGAGACUGAGACAGAGCGAGCUGAGUUGCAGCAGCUCUGCUGCUCGUCGUUGUGGAAGUUGAAAGGUCGGAAGGUGAGAGAGAGAGAGAGAGAGAGAGAGGAGGAUAGAGGCAAGGGGGGAAGAAAGGGUGCAAGGAUGGGGGAUUCAUGGAUCGAUCCCAUCCACUACGUUAGAGGUUACAAUGCGCAGGAAGGAACUCUGAUGGAUCUAGGAAGACAGCUCAUGCAGAGGGGCACAGGUGAAUCAGUGUGGAGCGCCGGUGGAUUGGGAAAUUGGCAGAGCUCAAGGCCUAAUCGCAUGGCGGGAGAGCACAAUUUUGGAGCUGAAGAUACUGUGAUGCGCAGCUUUGAAACAGGGCCUUUGUUCGGUGUGACAUCAACUCCGCUCUCUGAUAUGACCAAUCCCAGACAAUAUCAGACGGGAGGCUUGAAGCAGCAGCAACAACAGCAGCAGCUGCUGUUGAGAGAAACACUGAAUUGCCACACUGGAGUUCACAAUGUGGAGAACGCCAAACCCAGAGUGGUGGGAAGCAGUGUUCUUGACGGCUGCGUGCCUUCCCGAGACCCGAAUUAUGGAAUGGAAUUUUCUCUGACCACCUGUGAAGCCGACAUGAAAUUUCAGCUGGAACGGGAGCUCGAAUUCCACCGCCGAGAAGCUGAAAGAAGAGUAUGGAGGAACAACUUCGAGGCGAUUCCGCAGGUGAGAAUGAGCUCUGGUCCCAACAGUGUGAUCUCUUCUGAGCAAAAUCUGAGCAACUCGUAUGUCUCCAGAGGUUUGAGUACCGCCCUCGACCGCAGUCUCCCAAGCCAGCUCAAGAUGGGGAAUGAUUACACUUCCAGAAUCUCUGCUGCGGUCGGAGGAAAUUCCGGCAUCGCCUCUGAGCAGCAGCAAAAUAGCAAAUACUCCUCGAGGCACAGCGCAACAUUGGGCAUCCAUGGAGAUAUUGCGGUGCAGGCGCAUGCAGGCAUGGUGCAUGCUCCCAGAGUGCCUGACAGAGCUGCUCCGAACAAUGCCUACGUCCCCGGAGGGCCUGUGGGAGUCGGCCAGCAGAAUUGCAGUAUCUCAGCCCAGCUCAAUUCAAAUUCGGCCUUGGGGUACAGCGACAGGAUCAUGGAGACUUCAUCCUCGACCGGGUAUGGCUCUCAAUCCUGCGAGAUGGCGGCCGACAUCACAAGCGUCGUGCCCUCGCUCACCUACGAAUUGCCGGACUUCCACUCAGCCGCGUUCGGCUACAGCACGCCAGUGUACGAGGAAAGAGUGGCCACCAACGAUAGCACGAGCGAGCCUAUGGAUUGUCUCAUGGGAGACUUUCAGGCGGACGUAGUACCGGAUGCAAUGUCGCCCGCCAUCGCUCCCAUGUUCAAGCGCACGAAUUGGGACAUAGUGAAUGAUGGCUUUGAUCUACUAUCUCAUGGUACGUGCCCUGAGGCGUCCGGUGGCUUCCCAUGGCAAUCAGAUGUGCUGGUGGGUGAUAUGUGUCACACCGGGCACUCCGCCAUCAACUCGACGUCCAGCUUUUUGUUGCCCACCACUCCGAAACUGUCCUCUUCCUUAGAGCUGUCACCAGCUAGUGCUCUGGAUGAGCAAACCAUGCAAGAAUUCUCAUUAGUAACGAAAGUACUUUCCUUUCCAUCCAACCGGCCCUCGAGUACAGGCAUAUCUCGUGACCAUGAGCGCAAGGGGGUUGUGGGGGCUGAGACUAUUUCAGCCCAGGGGCAGGGUGGCCGAGAUUCAGCAGAAAAGGUCGAGAGAAUCAAGGAAGAAAGCAGCGAGAGGAAAGCAGUAGUGAUCAAGGAAGAAGUGAGCGAGCCCGCCCCGAUCAGCAAAGGGGAGAGAGGGAGUGUGGAGAAAAUGGAUAGUUCCAUGACUAUGAUGACCAGGAUUAUGAGGUUUGCUGAAACAAUCGACUCCAAGGAUGAUAAAGUGGCUUUGCACCAGCGCUCUUCAGCUCUGAAGUCAGCUCAAGAGUUCUGCUCAGUGGAUGGUGACUACACGCAAAGAGUUGCACAUUACUUCUGCGAAGCUCUGUCGAGGCGAGUGGAGUCCAGAGAGAAUGGAAAUGCUGCUGCCGUCCAAGAAGAGCCUUACCAACUUCCACACGACUUGCUGGAGGAUUGCAAGUUCACAGAAGCUUGCCCAUACACUAAGUUUGUUCAUCUCACCGCCAACCAAGCCUUUCUGGAAGCUGUCGAAGGAGCAGAGAGUGUUCACAUUAUAGACUUCGGCACAAUGCAGGGUGUGCAGUGGUCUGCGCUCAUCCAAGCUUUGGUCAGUCCAGCAGGUCCUAAUGCGGCUGCACCGCCCAAGAAGAUUCGCAUUACUGGAGUCGCCUCGACUAAGCUGGGACCAAAUGCGUCUGAAUAUCUCCUGAGAACCGGUCGACGCUUGACUGAGUUUGCCGAGUCUAUGGGAUUGCAAAUCGAGUUCUUGCCCAUUUUGGAAGAAGUGCAGAAUUUGGAUCACACGUCUUUCCAGAUACGUGAAGGUGAGGUCGUAGCUGUCAACCUCAUGUUGCAGUUGCAUCAACAUUCUGGAGAAGAAGGAGGAAAACGACUUCCUAAGAUUCUGAAGCUUGUUCAGAGCCUCAAGCCGAAGGUGGUUGUUUUGGUGGAAUAUGAAGCUGCAGUGAACACUGAGACAUCGGAUCCUCAAACUCGGCUUCUCGAUGCGAUGAAGCAUUACUGUGCUGUUUUCCAAACACUUGAAGAAGCUAUGCCUCAAAACUGUUUGGAAAGGACCAGGAUUGAGAGAGAUAUUCUCGGAAGGGAGAUCAGAAAGAUGUUCACUUCUACAAGCGACAAGAAUUCAAUGAAGCAUGCGAGUUUUGCCCAGUGGAAGGACCUCUUUACAGGCUUAGGAUUUCAAGCUGUGAAACCCAGCCACUACUCUUUCAGUCAAGCUCGAUUGCUCUUAUGGAUGUACGAAGGUCCCUAUCAGAUACUUAACAAUCCUCAGAGUAUCAGCUUAAGUUGGCAUGAUCGUGUUCUGAUCACUGUCUCUGCAUGGCACUGCCUCUGAAACCAAAUGCGCUCCGUUGUAAAUUUUGUGAUUCUGUCUUGGCUUGUGACAACCUUCAAACCACCACUCCGUAUGUCUGGUUGGUAUCAUUGCUCACCCGGUCACUGCCUUUCAUCAUCGAGGUUAUUAUCGAGGUGCCAAAAAAUGUAGGCAGGAACAAAACCCCUCCUAGCGGGCAACAUUAUUUCCUGUACCGUGCCACAAAACUCAAGUUUUGUCACAAAUGUUUGUACAGCGAACUUCAUCUACAAGUUCUUAGACGUCAAAGUAGACAAUAGGCACACCACACUAGAGUCUGCAUGUCUUCUUCUAGAAGGACAUUCCAGGUUCUGGAGUCGAACACAGAGUAGAGAGUAGAUUAGAAAAGGUUAGUGUAGGUUGUAGGAUUGGUUAGUAUCUAGAAUAGGAACCCGUGUGUAUAUGUUGAUUGAUCCUACGUACUCAAAGUCAGGAAUCGACGUUGGAUAUUUGAGUCGUUGGCUUACAACACCUCUGUUCGUUGUGGGGCUUGUCUUCCAGGUCUGGGUUUCAGCUGUUGCUGGUGCAUGAUCCCAAACAUG
This is a messenger RNA of Marchantia polymorpha subsp. ruderalis, 4568 nucleotides long. NCBI's taxonomy places the organism in Eukaryota, Viridiplantae, Streptophyta, Marchantiopsida, Marchantiales, Marchantiaceae. The record is from the annotation of a GenBank genome assembly.